CGGAAGACGAAAGCCAGGAAGCAAAAGCGCAGGACCAGUAAGUCUCCAGAGAAUGCUACUCACGGGCCUUUUCGGACAAGUUACCAACUAGGAGAUCCAUCACUGUCUCAGUCCCAUCGCUCCCUACGGUAGGACUGGGGCCCCGUUCCUGGAAAGGCGUUUGGGAGUAAAGAUGGAAGUCGGAGGGGAACGCUGUGCUAAACAAAGGCAAGUCCUGAUUCUCUUUCUCUUGCUGGGAGUGGCGCUGGCAGGCUGGGAAUCCCGUCGCUAUUCCGUGAUGGAGGAAGCUGAGAGCGGCUCGUUUGUGGCUAAUCUGGCCAAGGACCUGGGGCUGGGAGUUGGGGAGCUAGCUGCGCGGGAAGCCCAGGUGGUCUCUGAGGACAACGAACCCCGGUUGCAGCUGGAUCUGCAGACCGGGGAGUUGAUAUUAAAUGAGAAACUGGACCGGGAGGAGAUGUGCGGUUCCACAGAGACAUGUGUGAUGCAUUUCCAAGUGUUACUGAAAAAACCAAUGGAAGUAUUUCGAGCUGAGCUAUUGGUGAGAGACAUAAACGACCAUUCUCCUGAAUUUCCUGAAAGAGAGAUGACACUGAAAAUCCUAGAGACUAGCCCUCCUGGGACGGUGUUUCCUCUGAAAAAAGCCCAGGACUUGGACGUGGGCAACAACAACAUCCAAAACUACUAUAUCAGUCCCAACUCUUAUUUCCAUGUUUCCACCCGAAACCGAGGUGACGGCAGGAAAUACCCAGAGCUGGUGCUGGACAAAGAGCUGGAUCGAGAGGAGCAAGCUGAGCUCAGAUUAACCGUCACAGCACUGGAUGGUGGCUCUCCACCCCGGUCUGGCACUGCCCAGGUCCGCAUCUCGAUCUUGGACGUCAAUGACAAUGCCCCUGAGUUUGCACAGACCCACUACCAAGUGCAGGUCUCAGAGGACAGUCCUGUAGGCACUCUAGUUGUCAAGGUCUCUGCCAGAGAUUUAGACGCUGGGACAAAUGGAGAGAUAUCAUACUCACUUUUUUAUAGUUCUCAAGAGAUAAGCUCAACUUUUGAGCUAGACAGCAUUUCAGGAGAAGUCAGACUAAUUAAAAAACUAGACUUUGAGACAGUACCCUCAUAUGAGUUGGAAAUAGAUGCAUCUGAUGGCGGAGGACUUUCUGGAAAAUGCUCUGUCUCCAUUGAAGUGGUGGAUGUUAACGACAACUCCCCAGAACUAACGAUUUCAUCACUUACCAGCCCCAUUCCUGAAAAUGCCCCUGAGACAGAAGUGGCCCUGUUUAGGAUUCGUGACCGAGACUCGGGGGACAAUGGAAGGAUGGCUUGCUCCAUCCAGGAUGAUCUCCCCUUCCUCCUGAAACCAUCUGAAGAGAAUUUCUACACCUUGGUAACAGAAGGAGCGCUGGACCGAGAGGAAAGAGCCGAGUACAACAUCACCAUCACCGUCUCCGACCUGGGGACCCCCCGGCGGCACACCCAGCACAACCUGACCGUGCGCGUGGCCGACGUCAACGACAACGCGCCCGCCUUCAGCCAGCCCGCCUACACCCUGCGCGUCCGCGAGAACAACAGCCCCGCCCUGCACAUCGGCACCGUCCGCGCCACCGACGCCGACGCGGGCGCCAACGCCCAGCUCACCUACUCGCUGCUGCCGCCCUCCGACCCGCACCUGCCCCUCGCCUCGCUCGUGGCCAUCAACCCCGACACCGGCCAGCUCUUCGCCCUGCGCGCCCUCGACUACGAGGCCCUGCGCGCCUUCGACUUCCAGGUGCGCGCCGCCGACCGCGGCGCGCCCGCGCUCAGCAGCCAGGCGCGGGUGCGCGUGCUCGUGGCCGACGCCAACGACCACGCGCCCGUCGUGCUCUACCCGCCGCAGAACGCCUCGGCGCCCUGCCCCGAGCUGCUGCCCCGGGCGGCCGAGCCGGGCUACCUGCUGGCCAAGGUGGUGGCGGUGGACGGCGACGCGGGCCAGAACGCCUGGCUGUCCUACCGCCUGCUGCAGGCCACCGAGCCCGGGCUCUUCGGCGUGGGCGCGCACAGCGGCGAGGUGCGCACGGCCCGCCCGCUGAGCGAGCGCGACGCGCCCCGGCAGCGGCUGCUGCUGCUGGUGCGGGACCACGGCGAGCCGCCGCUCUCGGCCAGCGUCGCGCUGCACGUGCUGCUGGUGGACGGCUUCUCGCAGCCCUACCUGCCGCCGCCCGAGGCCCCCGGCCGCGCGCCGGGCGCCGGCGCGGACGAGCCGCUCACCGUCUCGCUGGUGGGGGCGCUGGCGUGCGUGUCGGCGCUGCUGGUGGGGUCGCUGCUGGCCUUGGGGGCGGGGCGGCUGUGCCGGCGGGGCGGGGCGGCCUCGGCGGGGGGCGGCUCGGGGCCCGCGGAGGGCGGCGUCGCGGGCCAGCUGCUGGACGUGGGCGGCACGGGGACCCUGGCCCACAGCUACCGCUACGAGGUGUGUCUGGCAGGGGUAAGUGGGAGUGAUGAGUUCAAAUUCUUGAAGCCUGUCUUCCCCAACAUUCUAGGACAGGACGUUGAGAGGAAGUCAGAAGGAAGUCCAACCUUCGAGAAUAGUUUAGGUAUCUGAAACUUCCUCACUGCAUACAAGAGUUUUGCCUCCUUCACCUUUCCCUUUCUUUUUUAAUCCUGUAGCAAUUUUAAUUCUACUAGUCUUUUUUCUUUUGUAACACUUUGCUUAGUAAUGCUCCUCUUUGUGUUGGCGGCCUGUUUGUCCUAUAAUUAUUUUUUCCAAUUAUUGUAUUGUUAGUAAAAAAAAUUGUAUAUCAGGAAAUUUCACAUUUCUGACUAAGUUUUAGUAUGUAUUUCUACAUAAUAUUAAAGUUAGCCUCUCAAAAUAAAAGUAAUUCUAAUUUUAAAAGUGCUUUUCUCACUAUAGGACACUACAUAAGAAUGUCUGGGAAUUCCUUUGUGGUACAGCAGUUUAGGGAUCCAACCUUGUCACUCCAGGGGCUCCUGUUCCAUUCUUGACCCUGUAACUUCCACAUGCCAUGGGUGCAGCCAAAAAAAAAAAAAAAAAGG
Molecule: messenger RNA, 3024 nt
Organism: Phacochoerus africanus (Common warthog)
Lineage: Eukaryota; Metazoa; Chordata; Mammalia; Artiodactyla; Suidae
Product: protocadherin beta-15-like
Exons: 1
Coding region: 173-2572 (799 amino acids)
Biological process (GO): homophilic cell-cell adhesion
Cellular component (GO): plasma membrane
Molecular function (GO): calcium ion binding
Source: RefSeq, a predicted model, not a curated record